This is a messenger RNA of Aspergillus versicolor CBS 583.65, 4998 nucleotides long. RefSeq lists its product as uncharacterized. Bases 1 to 4998 code for a protein of 1665 amino acids. Gene Ontology annotation, molecular function: 3-oxoacyl-[acyl-carrier-protein] synthase activity; fatty acid synthase activity. NCBI's taxonomy places the organism in Eukaryota, Fungi, Ascomycota, Eurotiomycetes, Eurotiales, Aspergillaceae. Gene Ontology annotation, biological process: secondary metabolite biosynthetic process; fatty acid biosynthetic process. The transcript has 2 exons. The record is from RefSeq and is a predicted model, not a curated record.
AUGAAAGAACCAAUCGCCGUAAUCGGCUCGGCAUGCCGAUUGCCAGGACAGUCCAAUACGCCUGCAAAACUGUGGGAGCUGCUGCUUCACCCCCGGGACGUCCUGAAGGACUUCGACCACCGACUGAACCUGCAGCGCUUCUUCCACGAGAAUGGAGACACCCACGGGUCAACAGACGUCAUCAACAAAUCCUACCUCCUAGACGAAGACAUCAGCCUCUUCGACGCCUCCUUCUUCGGCAUCAGCCCCGUCGAGGCAGCGAGCAUGGAUCCUCAACAACGACUCCUACUAGAAACCGCGUACGAAGCAUUCGAAGCUGCCGGUCUUACUCUCCAUCAGAUAAAAGGCUCCCAAACGGGCGUGUAUGUCGGGUGCAUGACAGACGACUGGUCCGCCAUCCAGCGCAGGGAUAUGGAAACAGUCACCACAUACGCCGCAACGGGUACAGCAAGCAGUAUAAUAUCCAACCGGAUAUCCUACGCAUUCGACCUCCACGGCCCAUCCGAGACGAUCGACACCGCCUGCUCGAGCUCAUUAGUAGCCCUGCACCAUGCAGCAAACGCUCUACACAUCGGAGACUGCGAAACCGCACUCGUCGCAGGCGUCAAUCUAAUCCUGGACCCGAGCCGAUACAUCCUCGAGUCGAAACUCCACAUGCUCUCGCCAGACGCGCGGUGUCGGAUGUGGGAUGCUGCUGCGGAUGGGUAUGUGCGCGGCGAGGGCGCUGCAGUGCUGCUCCUUAAACCGCUCAGUCGUGCCCUUGAGGAUGGCGAUCACAUUGAUGCUUUGAUCCGGGGAACGGGGGUUAACUCGGAUGGCCAGACGGCUGGGCUUACGGUGCCUUCGGCGGUGGCGCAGAGGGAUCUAAUCCGGCAGACGUAUCGUCGUGCUGGGUUGGAUCCGGUUAGGGAUGCGCCGCAGUUUGUGGAGUGCCAUGGGACUGGGACGACUGUUGGGGAUCCUGUGGAGGCGCGCGCCAUCAGCGAGGCAUUCAUUGAUGCUUCCGUCUCGAACAGGUCGAAUGUGAUUCAUGUCGGUUCUAUAAAAACCGUCAUUGGGCAUUUGGAGGGCUGUGCGGGAUUGGCGGGGGUACUGAAGGCUAUACUUGCUAUAAAGCACAAUACUAUCCCUCCGAACCUCCUCUUCGACGAGCUGAACCCGGAAAUUGAACCAUAUUAUGGUCCGUUACAGAUUACCAAAGUGCCCCUGGUAUGGCCAGAGCAACCUACGCUGCGAGCGAGUGUGAAUAGUUUCGGAUUCGGGGGGACCAACGCCCACGCAAUUAUCGAAAGCUACGAGAGUAUCAAUAACGAACAUAAUCUAGAGCUCCUGGGUCCGAUAUUCUUAUUCUUCUCAGCUCGGUCUGGUCCAUCGUUGCUGCGUACUAUCAAGGCAUAUAUACAGCACCUGCGGCACAAUCCUGAUAUAAAUCUCCGCGAUCUCAGCUGGAUUCUGUACUCGCGCCGCUCUACGCACCGAAUACGAGCUUCUUUUUCUGGUAUAUCACGAGAUUCCAUUUUAAAUAAAAUGGAACACUACGUCUCGCGUGAUAGAUACGAACCACAGCUGAUAAAUCAGAGCCCUAACAUUCUAGGAAUCUUCACAGGCCAAGGCGCGCAAUGGCCAGCUAUGGGCCGUGAACUAUUCCUCCACUGCCCUCUUUUCCGUCAGGGUAUAAAAGCCUGCGAAGCAGUGUUACAGGCUUUACCCACUUCUAUCCCGAGUUGCUCACUAGCUACUGAGCUGGGCAGUAGCACAAACAUUGAUUCAGCCGCUAUCUCACAGACCCUAUGCACCGCUGUCCAGAUCAGCCUUGUUAACCUAUUAACAGCUGCAGGAAUUAAAUUCGAUCACGUCGUUGGCCACUCAUCUGGUGAAAUUGCCGCUGCGUACGCCAGCGGCAUUAUCACCCUUGAAGGAGCAAUGCAGAUAGCAUACUACCGCGGGUUCCACGCCCGGCAUGCGCAGGGCCCAAAUGGUGAGAAAGGGGGUAUGAUCGCAGCGGGGAUGUCGAAUGACGAUGCGUUGGAAUUUUGCACGCGUCCUGAAUUCGGAGGCCGUAUUCAGGUCGCGGCGGUUAAUGCGCCACAGAGCGUGACUAUCUCUGGCGAUCUUGAAGUUAUCUUACAAGCGAAGGAAUGCCUCGAGACGAAUGGUAUAUUUGUGAGACAGCUCAAGGUCGAUACGGCCUACCAUUCGCAGCAUAUGCUGCCCUGUGCGCAGGCGUACUUGGACUCGUUGCUGGCGUGUAAAAUACAUGUCCAGCAACCCGGAACACCGGUAUGGCACUCGAGUGUACACAGAAAUAAACUCCUAGAACAAGACUUGAGCGCGCUUCGCGGACCAUACUGGGUGGAUAACAUGGUCCAACCGGUGCUCUUCUCUCGCGCCAUUGCCUUAGCCCUACAACAUGGGCCAUUCGACCUGGCUAUUGAAGUCGGUCCCCAUCCCGCCCUUAAGGGACCGACGGGGCAAAUCUUCAAAGAAACAGGCGCUGCUCCUUAUUACACCGGGACGUUGAAGCGUGGGGAGAAUGACAUCGAGGCAUUGAGCGAUACUGUUGCGGGUGUAUGGGUGCAGUGCCCAUCAUCCAUAGACCUACAUGGAUUCUACCAGGCGUUUUCGGAUAGGACCCUGCAGAAUACACGGACCAAAACCCCUGUGUUAAUAAAAGACCUGCCAACGUAUUCCUGGGACCACGACCGCGUCUUCUGGCGGGAGUCGCGCAUAUCUCGCCGAUUCCGCACAGACAGAGACAAGCCACAUGAAUUACUAGGCCGGCGUACAUCAGAUGAUAACAGCCGAGAACUUCGCUGGCGCAAUGUCCUCAGACGGAAUGAAUUGCCCUGGCUCAGUGGGCAUGAAGUACUGGGUGAUAUUCUACUUCCUGGGGCAGCGUAUGUCUCUAUUGCGCUGGAGGCGGGUCGGUAUCUUGCAGCAAUGCAGAAGAGACAGCUGGAACUGAGCGAGGUUGAGAAGGUGAAUAUUCUGCGGCCUGUGGUUGUACCGGAUGACAAGGCUGGGGUUGAGACGCUCUUUACUGUUAUGCUGGAAUCAUCUGCAUCAGAGGGUGAUGUCCAGAUUAUCAAGGCACAGUUCUCAUACUACGUCUGCCCGGAUGAAGUAUCUGGAACCAUGAUACACACCUGCACCGGCAACCUCACUCUCCAUCUCCGUCGACCCUCAAAAUCAAAUAGAGAAUGCAGCAUCCUACCUCCAAAAGAACCUCAUCCUACAGACCUAACCCCCCUCAACACCGACGACAUCUACGCCCUAUUCCACCACAUCGGCCUUACAUAUUCCGGCCUCUUCCGCAGCAUAGAUACCUGCCAGCGGUGCCUAGACUUCUCCACCGCCACCGGAGUCUGGCCUGCUAAUUCAUUCGGCGAUGACGAGUACCUGGUGCAUCCGGCCCUCCUCGACGUCGCAUUCCAAGUGCUGCUCCUCGCGCGAACGCACCCGAAUACCGGCCAGGUCUCGUCUGCUCUCCUGCCGUCGUAUAUAGAGCGUGUGCGCGUUGAUGGAUCUAGACUAAAUCCAGCCAGAGGUGGAGAUAUACGGGCUGAAUUCGAAACAUGGAUCGUCCAGCAGACUGCGGCAGCUGUAACUGGGGAUAUUAGUAUCUAUAAUCCAGCGGAUGGGCGUGAAUUCCUCCAGCUUGAGGGAUUGGAAGUUCGGAUAGUUGGGGAGCUGGAUGUCUCGCAUGACAGGCCUGUUUUCUCGAAAACAGCUUGGGGGGUUGAUAUUGUACAGGGUAUUGAGGCUGCAAAGUUAGUUUGUGAUGAUGAUAUUGUGCCAGAGCAGCUCUUACGCUUGAGUGAAACUGCAGAGCGGAUGGCGCUGUUUUAUGCUAGACGGCUAGUGGAGGUUGAUAUUGACAGGGAAAAUAUCUCGUGGUAUCAUCAGCGCAUGCUGGAGGCAUUCGACAAGCACCUGGAGCUUACGCGAAAGGGCCAACACCAGAUCAUGAAGCAAGAGUGGUUAGAAGAUACACCGGAAACCAUGGACCGACUGCACGCGGAGAGUCCGAAUGAAGUGGAGCUGGAGAUGCUAAAAGCUUCAGGCCAGAGUCUUGCAAGAGUAGUCCGGGGGGAGAUGCACAUGCUGGAAAUCUUGAAGCAGGAUGAUCUGCUGAGUCGGUUUUAUAUGGAGAACGGUGGCUUCAUCAAGGUUAACCAAUGUCUUGCUCGCGCGAUGCAGCAGAUCUCGUUUAAAUUCCCGCGGUGUACUAUUCUGGAGAUAGGUGCUGGGACGGGUGCUACGACCUGGAGUGUCCUGGAAGCCAUCCAGUCCGCAUACGAGACAUACACAUACACAGACAUCUCCACUGGCUUUUUCCCCGGUGCAAGAGAACGGUUCGCACACUCCCUCGAUCAAAUGGUAUUCAAAGUCCUCGACAUUGAAAAAGACCCGUUGAGCCAGGGCUUCACGCCACACUCAUACGACGUGAUCAUCUCAGCCAAUGUCCUCCACGCCACUCGCAAUCUGGAACACACUCUGCAAAAUAUCCGGUCGUUGCUCCGUCCUGGGGGAUACCUCCUGCUGUUCGAAGUCACAAAUACCCACUCUCUUCGCAUCCUGGUUAGUUUCGGCGGCUUGAGUGGACUGUGGCUCGGCGAGGAGGAGAAUCGAAGACUGAAUCCGACAGUCUCAUGCGCGGACUGGGAUAGACUCCUGCGGCAGACAGGACUCUCAGGCGCUGAUACAGUUGUCCAUGAUGUUGCUGAUGAGGAUAAGCAUACCUUGUCCUUGAUCGUUAGUCAAGCAGUGGAUAGGACAUUCCUUCGUUUGCAGAAUCCGCUGGUUGAACCUCCUCUAGAAGGGCCUCCUGUGUUGUUGAUAGGAGGGGGAAAGCUGGCAACAUCGGAUAUUGUUGGCCAGAUUCAAAAGUUUCUUCCAGAGCCAUGGCAUCGGUCUUUGCAUAUCAUUCCUAACCUUGAUGCGCUCGAUUCGGUUGAGUCAAACACGGAGAUAAUCUGUCUACACGAGCUAGACUAG